UUCCUCUUCGGUAGUGUACAACUGAUAAAAGUCGCACCGAAGACGGGUUAUUAACAUUGUUAUACACAAACAUCUAUUCUAUCGAGACGCGUAAAAUAAAAAGUGGUGUCUUCCAAGUGGUGCGUUUAAUUACAUUCGGUUACUAAAAGUUUGAAAGUUCGCAGAACAGAAAACUAUUAUGAACGUUUGAUUAUGACUUUUAUUUUUAAACCAUUUCUUGAUUUACUGCGAAUCGUUUCAUCACGAAAGCGGAAGCGACUGAAGUUGUGAACAACUAAUAAUUGUAGUGCAUUUUCGCCAUUUAAGUUAACAUUUAUUUUUGGCGCCUACUUUGCAUUGAACUAAUUCGUUUUAUUUAUAUGUAUUCGCUAACAUUCUCAUUUUCGUUGGUAAAAAUGUGUGUUAAUUUCGUGUGAUUUUUCCAAUAUAGUAGUAGUUUUACUUUUGAAUCUGAUCGUAAUUUAUUGCCGCAAGAAUGAAAACUAACGCGACAAACGGGACCCAUAACAACGCAAGGUAUACAGUUGUUUUCGACCAAGAAAACCUCAGCACCCAAGUGAAGGAGAAGUCAGGAUGGUUCGGCACAAGACACUUCGUGACAUUUAUGCUUUUCCUUGGAAUGGCAAACGCCUACGUGAUGAGAACCAAUAUGUCGGUGGCCAUUGUCGCUAUGGUAAAUCACACAGCAAUUGAAAUUUCUGGAUCUAGUCACAAUGACAGCAUUGAUGUGGACACGGAAUGCGGAGAAGUAAUAUUGGACAACUCCUCUCAUUCAGAAAGCGAUGGGAAUUUUAUUUGGGAAACUGAUCUGCAAGGCUACAUUUUGAGUUCCUUCUUCUAUGGCUACGUUAUAACACAAAUUCCAUUUGGGAUCCUGUCAAAACGAUAUGGAAACAUUUAUUUCCUUGGAAUUGGAAUGCUGAUCAAUUCUCUAUUUGGAUUGUUAGUCCCCGUAUCAGCCGAUAUGGGUAUCUGGUGGUUAAUAACCGUGAGAUUCAUUCAAGGUCUUGGCGAGGGCCCUAUUGUCCCAUGCACACACGCUCUCCUGGCAAAAUGGAUCCCUCCUAACGAGAGAAGUCGAAUGGGUGCUUUCGUUUAUGCAGGAGCACAAUUUGGAACGGUGAUAUCUAUGCCGUUAAGUGGUUUACUAUCUGCAUCCUCAGUUGGUUGGCCUUCCAUAUUUUAUGUUUUUGGAGCUGUGGGGACUGUAUGGUGCAUUGCCUUUUUGUUUCUUGUCUAUGAAGAUCCUGAAGCCAAUCCACGAAUGAAUAUAGAUGAGAAAAAGUACAUCCAAAAAUCUCUAGGAAAGAGAUUGGGUGCUCCUACCCCACCGAUUCCAUGGAAGUCUAUUGCAAAAUCUUUACCAUUCUGGGCUAUUUUGUUGGCACAUAUGGGUCAUAAUUAUGGUUAUGAAACACUAAUGACGGAAUUGCCGACUUACAUGAAGCAAGUGUUACAUUUCAGUAUUAAAGAUAAUGGUUUUCUCUCAGCGUUACCAUAUUUAGCUAUGUGGCUGUUUUCUAUAUUUAUAAGUCAUGUUGCUGACUGGCUAUUAACUAAACCAUACUUUACACACACCAUUGUGCGAAAACUAAUAAAUGGAAUUGGUCAGUAUGGUCCCGCAAUAGCACUAGUAGCAGCAUCUUUUACUGGUUGUGAUCGGUGGUUGACAGUAGCAAUACUUACUAUUGGAGUAGGUUUAAAUGGUGGGAUAUAUUCCGGAUUUAAAGUCAAUCAUUUGGAUAUUUCUCCUCAAUUCGCAGGAAUUCUUAUGGCUUUUACAAACUGUUUAGCUAAUUUAGCUGGAUUGUUAGCCCCAAUCUACGCUGGAAACGUAGUUGUGGGAACGCCAAGUCAAGCUAAGUGGCGCAUUGUAUUCAUAACAGCUGCUGGUGUGUACGCAGCUUGCUGCACUUUCUAUGUUCUGUUUGGCUCUGGUGAACGGCAGCCCUGGGAUCCACAGGAAGAUCCCGAUAAUAAAAAAGAAACCGAUGAUGAACCUGAAAUUGUGACAACCCGUGCCUGAUUGAUUUACUAGACCUUUAUAUUGUGAUUUUUUUCCAUAUAUUUGUCCAUGUAUUGCAGCUAAUAAGCUACUCCAAAUGUUACAGUUAUAUUGUUAGUGUAGACUAGCUGUCAAAAUACGAAGUAUAGAAAUACUCGUGGAAACAUUUUUAAUAUAUGAUACUGCUA
Messenger RNA from Zophobas morio, 2193 nucleotides. It is a transcript of the gene Picot, whose product is annotated as putative inorganic phosphate cotransporter. Gene Ontology annotation, biological process: monoatomic anion transport; transmembrane transport. Lineage: Eukaryota; Metazoa; Arthropoda; Insecta; Coleoptera; Tenebrionidae. The record is from RefSeq and is a predicted model, not a curated record. Gene Ontology annotation, molecular function: transmembrane transporter activity. Gene Ontology annotation, cellular component: membrane. The coding region runs from base 476 to 2026 and encodes 516 amino acids. The transcript is spliced from 9 exons.